This is a messenger RNA of Ostrea edulis (European flat oyster), 1794 nucleotides long. Its product is annotated as protein FAM166B-like. The coding region runs from base 137 to 1057 and encodes 306 amino acids. The record is from RefSeq and is a predicted model, not a curated record. The transcript has 7 exons. NCBI's taxonomy places the organism in Eukaryota, Metazoa, Mollusca, Bivalvia, Ostreida, Ostreidae.
AUAAUACCUUAGCAACUCUGAGCGACCUAGACGACGGAAGGGAAUUGUGGUCAAACAAGUCACAAUUUCCGAUUAUAAUUGUUACCUGCGAUAAGAAAGCACCCUUGUGUGGGGGAUAUACACUUCACAAGACAAAAUGACAACCAUAGCUUUCGGAGGAGGACCUAGUCUUGAUCAAAGGCGUUCAUUCGCAGCUCUCAGAGAUGGAACUCAUGUGCCGGGUUACCGAGGAUACUGUCCUCAAAUCAAGUAUAGAGUAGGAAAAACUUACGGAACAGACAGUCAUGAAUUGGCCCAGGAUACCAUUCACCUGGAACCGGCAUCCGUUUUAUCUGAGGUACCCAUGAAGCCAAUCACAAGAAACAGACUACCAGAAUCAACGGGAGACAAUAAAUAUACAGAAAAAAUGGUUCCUGGAUACACAGGUUAUAUCCCUCGGAUGCCAUUCAAAUUUGGAAACACAUACAAAGAGGACUGCGACUCUUGUAUAGACGAAUACCUCACUAAUAGGAACUUUCAUGAUACCAAAUCUGUUGACUUAAAAAGACAAGUUGGCAGCUAUCCUCGGCUGACCUCCAUCUCUCAGGACCCAGAGGUCAGAGACAGGCUCAAUUUGUACAGAGACACUCACCCCAGCAGACCUGUUCUUGUGGAGGAUCGCCGGUCACUGACAGAACCACCAAUUCCUGGAUAUUGUGGAUAUAUUCCAAGAAUAAAGACCACUGAGCAAGGACUGGGGGCCCGCUAUCACAAGUCCACAAAGAAUGGAUUAGAACUAUUUGCUCAAGAAACUGCUUCAGCUUCUCAGAGGUUAACAGGUCAAAUGCCAGCCUCUUUAGACAGUGUACCAGAGCGUGUUUUUCAAGGAACACAGUCUGCUUCUACCCGUCGUUUGUAUCUUACUGAUGGUAUGAUUCCCAAGUACACUGGAUAUGUUCCACAGAGAAGAUAUGCAUUUGGCAACACUUAUGGGGACACAACACGAGGAUUGGAAGUCUGCCAUCACCCAAAUGGUUCAUUCGGAAAUUUCCUCCGAUCUAAAACCUUUGCUAACUGAAACAGCAUUACACUCCCAACAUCAAAAUAAGAGAACAGUGAUGGACAAAAUACUCUUGUGCCAAGAAGACAGUGCAAAGACUGUUGCAAAAUGCUGUUCUAUCUACAUGUACUUAUUCAGAUUUUUAUGUAUACAAAUUCCUAUUUUAACUGUGCCUUCUUAAAAAGCUGUAACGAGAGCUUCUUUUUAACUCUUUUACUUGCUGUUCAAGUUUUGCCUUUGUCAAGUCCAUUCUUUUUUUCCCACUUUUUGUUCGUUUCUUCAUACGGUGUUUGUUGACUGGAUACUAAAGACUCUUGCCCCUGUUAAACAUGACUUUUCGUAUCUCUAUGGCUGUGAACAGAAAUGUCAUAUGAGUAUUGGGGAUGUAUAUUCGUUAGCAUAUGUUCUGUUUUGUGUUCUGUUACAAAGUCUGCUGUAUUAACAAAGUAUUCUAACUCAUUGUGAUAUAUAUAUAUUUAUUUACCCCUUCGUUAACUGUGUUAUCUGUAUGUAUUUUAUUUCAUCCACUGAUGAAUGUUACACGUUUAAAGAGUUUAUCAUCUCCGUCAUGGACUGCAAGAAAUUGUGACUAUCAUGUAUUACUCUAAAUACUGGAUUCUUGUGUGUUUAUUGCAUAAUGAAAAGGAAGCACACUCCCUGACAUUUUUUCAAAGAUGUUAUUUGAGGGACUUUCUUGAGCUGUAUUCGAAAGAUUGUCAAAAGAAUGAUAUAAAAGAUUAAAGACUUUCACGUUU